Messenger RNA from Hippopotamus amphibius kiboko, 3484 nucleotides. It is a transcript of the gene SS18L1, whose product is annotated as SS18L1 subunit of BAF chromatin remodeling complex. NCBI's taxonomy places the organism in Eukaryota, Metazoa, Chordata, Mammalia, Artiodactyla, Hippopotamidae. Gene Ontology annotation, cellular component: nucleus. Gene Ontology annotation, biological process: positive regulation of transcription by RNA polymerase II; positive regulation of dendrite morphogenesis. Bases 175 to 1383 code for a protein of 402 amino acids. The transcript has 11 exons. The record is from RefSeq and is a predicted model, not a curated record. Gene Ontology annotation, molecular function: transcription coactivator activity.
GCGGCGCGGCGGGCCCGGGGGCGACGCGGCGGCGGAGGGGCGGGCGGGCCCACGGCGCGGCGUCCCCUGCGCCCCCCGCCCCCCCGGCGACGGCGGAGAAUGAGCGCCUGGGGCGGCCGAGAGCAGCCGGAGAAUAAGCCCCGGUGAUCUCGGGCCGAUCCCGCACCCGCGACCAUGUCGGUGGCCUUCGCGUCCGCCCGGCCGAGAGGCAAAGGGGAGGUCACGCAGCAGACUAUCCAGAAGAUGCUGGAUGAGAACCACCACCUGAUCCAGUGCAUCCUCGACUAUCAGAGCAAGGGCAAGACGGCUGAGUGCACCCAGUACCAGCAGAUCUUGCACCGGAACCUCGUCUACCUGGCCACAAUCGCGGAUUCUAACCAGAACAUGCAGUCCCUGCUGCCCGCCCCGCCCACCCAGAGCCUGACGCUGGGCCCCGGAGGGCUGUCCCAGAGUGGCUCGGGCCAGGGCCUGCACGCGCAGGGCAGCCUCAGCGACGCCAUUGGAGCGGGCCUGCCGCCCUCCUCCCUCAUGCAGGCCCAGAUCGGCAACGGUCCGAACCACGUGUCCCUGCAGCAGACGGCGCAGAGCACGCUGCCCACCACCUCUAUGAGCAUGUCCGGCAGCGGCCACGGCUCGGGGCCCGGCUACAGCCACUCGGGCCCGGCCUCGCAGACCAUCCCCCUGCAGGGCCAGGGCGCCAUCAGCAACUACGUGUCCCGGGCCAACAUCAACAUGCCGUCCAACCCAGUGUCCAUGAUGCACCAGCAGGCGGCCUCGUCCCACUACAGCACGGCGCAGGGCGGGAGCCAGCACUACCAGGGCCAGUCCAUGGCCAUGAUGGGCCAGACCGGGCAGGGGGGCAGCGUGAUGGGGCAGCGGCCCCUGGCGCCCUACCGGCCCUCCCAGCAAGGCUCGUCCCAGCAGUACCUGGGCCAGGAGGAGUACUACACCGGCGAGCAGUACGGCCACGGCCAGGCCGCCUCAGAGCCCAUGAGCCAGCAGUACUACCCCGACGGACAUGGCGAUUACGCCUACCAGCCGGCGUCCUACACGGAGCAGAGCUACGACCGGUCGUUCGAGGAGUCCACGCAGCACUACUACGAGGGCGGAAACUCGCAGUACAGCCAGCAGCAGGCGGGGUACCAGCAGGGCACGGCCCAGCAGCAGACGUACUCCCAGCAGCAGUACCCCAGCCAGCAGGGCUACCCCGGGCAGCAGCAAGGCUAUGGGCCUGCCCAAGGCGCCCCCUCGCAGUACUCCAGCUACCAGCAGGGACAAGGCCAGCAGUACGGAAGCUACCGAGCGUCUCAGACGGGCCCGUCAGCCCAGCAGCAGCGGCCGUACGGCUACGAGCAGGGCCAGUACGGAAAUUACCAGCAGUAAAGGAUGAGCAACCUUGUCGAGACUUGUGGCAGCAUGUCCGUCUGGGAUGGACAGGCCGGUGACAGUUCUGAUGAGCUGCGGCCCGCAGGCUACCCCUGCGCCCCACGCAGCGUCUGCAUGUGAAACGUGCACAUUUGACGUGGGGUAGGACACCGAGCGUGCACCGCUGGUGCGAGACAGCGCUUCGAUGGUGUGACAUAUUUGGUGCUGUGUAUAGUAUUGUAUGUCCAUGCAACGGAGAGGUGGUCCCUUUUUGUCCCCUGCCCCCAAUGUUUCUAGCUAGCUUUAGGGGUCCUUCUGUCAUCAGAGUGUUCUGUGUCCAGCGAUGGGACACACCUACAAGAGGCCAUAGUCCACGCACGCGUAUAAGCAGACCUUAGGUCUGACUCUUCUCACGCACCUGUCGUACUGUGGGCUGUAAACUUGUCAUUCACUGGCCGCACUGCAGCUGGACACGUGUACGCAGCCCCUGGGUGGCAGCCUCUUCCUGCACCUCGAGGAGGGGAGGGGCGGGAGGCAUCGUCUGUGAUUUGCGUCAGUUUCUGUUACACGCUGGAAAGGAUAAAUAAGCUUCAUUUGGAGAGGCUGUGAACCGUUAUUUCCAGAGCUCACUCGUUACCUGUGUCUCUCACCAAUUCUGUUUAUCCAAAAAGUUAUACGUUUUUGUAUUAAAAAGUAAAGAGGUAUCAAUGACUAUGUUCCAAGUAAAUAAGAAUCCACGAAGGCAACGUGUGAUUAGCCUGCCCCAGUAAGAGUGGCAUUGCUGAAGGGAAGAAAGGGUAGCUCUCUGGAAUUACUUUGGCUUUGCCCCUUGUUUAUCUGAUGGUCAUUUCUGGAAUUUUAAUAUUUAAUAUGCCCAAUUCUAAAUUUAUAAUUUAAAAUCCUGACACCAAAUUUUCCAAACAGUUGGCAAGUUGUUUAUUUUAUACUACUUCUUUCAGGACCUACUUAUUCAGAUCUCCAAGCAAGCGUUCCUUUUCUUUUAGGCACAUCUGAAAUUCACAUCUAAUUUUUUAAAAGAACACCACUGAUUUUACUAUGUUCUUCCUAAUGAGAAGGAAAGCUCUUAGGUAGAGAAAUUUGAAUAACUUUUACGUUCCUAGGACGUUAAAUACCUUUUAACUUCUGUGCAGACAUUAAGGACAGCUUGUGUGGAAAAAGUCAGGUCAGAGGAAAAAUUCUACAUUUCACUAGUAAGUCGUAUGAACAUUUUAACAACCUUUACUUGGAUAAAAAUAUCUGUAUUUAUGAUGACCCCUUUGAAAACAUCUUUGGGUAAAUGCUGACAUAUUUCCAAGACAACCAAGAAAAUUUUUUAAAAAUCUAAUUCUUCAUAUAUCAGGUCUACUGAAGGUGAUAUUUUAAUUUUUGUUUUAAAAAUUUAAAGUAGUUCUUUAUCCAGAAUUGAAUGCUCUACAGUUUACAAGGCACGUUUAAUGUGUUUUUACUGGAAUGAAUUCCUACAGUCCAUACCGGGAACAGGGCAGCAAUUACUGUUGCUGUGUUCCAGACGAAGCACCAGGGCUCAGAGGAAAGAAAGGGCGGGUCGAGUACAAGUCCUGUCCUAAGACCUUCUCCCCUCUCUGUGGAGACAGCCACACGUAUAUUGGGAUGGAAGUGUUUAUUUUGUAGACUAUGGGUUUUAGAAACCCUUCACAGUGGUAAGGGCGUAAAAAUACAUCUCUGUAUUAAAUUACUGAGAGUCCUUCAUUGCUAAAUGACACAUUCAGGAAGUCAUUUCCCUUGAUUUUGUUCUGUUCUUUCCAGACAAUUUUCAUAGAACUGAUUUGCAAACUCAAUUGGGGAUUAAAAUUUCCCGUUGAAAAUGUUAAAUAUUUCAGAGAACUGUGAAAAUAGUGUUUUAUUCCUUACCAGUCUAGGAAUAUGCCUUUUAUUUAUUUUUUAAGUGCUGUGUUAACACUUUUUGAAGGAAAAGGACACAAAAACACUUACGCCGAAACUUCAAUCUGAAAUGUCUUACAUUAAGAACUUCUUGAAUGUUGUGUAUAUAUUUUAAAAAGCACUUUGUGAGAUCGUUUGUACAUUUAUUUCCUAAUUUAUACAUGACUGUUGGUGUUGAUAUAUCUAAUGAUUAAUAACA